This is a messenger RNA of Phytophthora sojae, 1639 nucleotides long. RefSeq lists its product as hypothetical. The transcript has a single exon. Lineage: Eukaryota; Oomycota; Peronosporomycetes; Peronosporales; Peronosporaceae. The coding region runs from base 1 to 1548 and encodes 515 amino acids. The record is from RefSeq and is a predicted model, not a curated record.
AUGAAGAGCUUCACGAUUCUCGCGACGGCGUCGGCAUUGGCGGUGGCCAAUGCCGACGAAUACUUCACCGGCGACGCCACCGCCUACACUUUGGGGCAGACAAGUGCCGGCAAUUGCAACAUGAUGUCAGCUUUGGACUUCGCUACGACGGACUACGCCGCGCUCAAUGACAAGCAAUGGGACGGACUCCAGAACUGCGGCCGCUGUGCCGAAGUGUCGUGCGACGACGACCGCUGUGCCGACAGGUCCACGUCGGUGGUUGUGCAGAUCUUGGAUCGCUGCCCCGAGUGCGCGUACGGCGAUCUGGACCUGUCACCGUCGGUGUUCACUACUCUGACGGGCUCGACGCCGUCUCGGUACACCAUCAAGUGGAAGUUCGUGGACUGCCCCGUGUCGGGGAACGUCAACUACUGCCUCAAGGGCGGCAGCAACAACUACUGGACGGCGGUGCAGCCGACCAACUUCGCCACGGGCGUCAAGAGUCUGCAGAUCAACGGCCAGGACACGACCAUGCUCGGCUCGGCCUACUACUACCUGCUUGAUGGCGCUAGUCAAACCCAGACGGACCUCACCAGUGUGACCGUUUCCAUGACGGACGUGAACGGCAACUCAAUCGAGGACACGGUGUCGCUCACGGCUGACUCGUGCACGGAAGGCUCCAACCAGUUCCCCUCGGGCGGAUCGCCUGUCCAGCAGAGUACGCCGACUUACGCCAAACCGGCGGCCACGACUGCGGCUCCGACGAAGGCACCGACUCAAGCGCCUACACAGGCACCGACAUCGGCACCGACACCGUCACCCACGCCGACACCCACGCCGACGCCUACGCAGACGCCUUCACCCACCACGGUGCGUCCUGCUACUGAUUCUCCUGCCACUACUGCCCCGUCCUAUCAACAGCAAGAGAUCUUACCCACUCCUGUUCCUGUGUCUACCACCGCGACGCCCACCACGGCCCCAUCAACUACUGUUCCGACUGCCCCACCGACUACCGCUCCGGUAACAACCACUCCUGAAUCUGCUAUUACUCAGGACUCGGAGACUGCCAGCGGAAGCGAUGCCAUCCAGAAGACCACUCAGCAGCUUUUCAACGUGACGGGAACGGUCGAGCCUGAGGCCACGGCUGCCCCUACGAAGUCGACCAAGUCGUCCAAGACGUCAAGCAAUACCCCCACGACUUCAACUGACGAUGACUACACUCAACAGCAGACGCAGCAGAAGGUGGGUGUGCCCGCGGCGACCACGGCUGCUCCGUCGACGGGCACCGAGCAGCAGACCACUGACAGCCAGGGCGACGAUGACGAGGCCCAGCAGGCCAACACCAAGUCUGGCGAGACGUCGAGCGGCACUGACCCGGUAAUCAUCAUUCUGUCUUCAAUGGGCGCUAUCGGCCUCGUGGCCCUUAUCGUCGUUGUGGUGGUCGCCAAGAGGAAGAACAUCCAGGAGCAAAAGGCUCGCGACUUCGAGGCCCCCUCCAUGGUGAGCGUGCAGUCCUUCGACGUGCAGAACACUCCUUCCGACCGGAGACAGGCGUUCGGCAUCCUCUAGGUUUGUCGACAACCCAUAGUCUUGGUGUGAAGAAGAAGCUAUGACUUCCAUCAGUUUUUUAUUCGUGAAGAAUCAAGUUCAGUCCCUAGGU